CACCACGCAAAUCAACGGCCAUCCGCGAACUGCAGGGUUCGGGAUUCCAUAAAUACUAUUAGUACCUGUCUUCCGCGCGCGAUCUACAUUCUUCUCUAUCAACAUCAUAUAUGAGGACUUCGACAUUAUUUCUUCUCGGGGCCACCGCUGCCGCAGCAUUUGAGCUCCCGGCCUCGCUUGAUGCCAUCUACAACACCCUCAACAGCACCGAUGCAAAUUGCAAGAAAUAUAUCGACAGCAACCACAAGCUCUACGACGGCCACGAUAACCAAGGCUGGGGGUUUUGUCGGGAUCUGCCCGGCGCCGUGUACGUGCGCGGACCGGAGGGGAAGCUAGGGGAUAUGGAUGUCGACUGCGACGGCGCGGCGAACUGCGAUGUGGCGAGCAACGACUACCAGGGCGGCACGGCGUUCGAUGAGACGCUGGUGGAGGACGACUACGGCAUUAAGUCGCUCAAUGCGACGGUGCACCCGUUCGUCGUGCUGGGGACCUGCGAUGUCAGCUUGACGGAUGUUAUCAAGCCGCUGUCGCUUGUUGCGGUGGUCUGCGACGGUGCGCUGCACUAUGCUGUGUUCGGAGAUACGAAUGGAUGCGAUGAUGAUAACUUCACCGGCGAGGCGUCGCUGGCUCUCGCGAGAUUGUGCUUUCCGGACGACGGCAUGAGCGGGAUGAAUGGUCAUGAAGAACACGACGUGUUAUAUCUUGCAUUCACCUCGGACGAUGCGGUCCUGGGCCCAGAUGACGCGGCGUGGAAUGCGACAGAUCCGACGGUGUUUGAGGAGAGCCUGAAGGCGAAGGGUGAUCAACUUUUGGAAAGCUUCGUGAAGAAGGCGGCAGAGGCGAGGGCGAAUGGCAGGGCUGCGGCUAGGUGGGCUAUGGGGGGGAUUUCGAUGGCAGUUUUGUUGGCUGCAGAUGGCUGGCUGUGAGAGGGCCAACAGGUGAAGUGGGCCUAUCGGCGACUCUUUCGUUCGUCGAUCAGGAGCGCACUGGCUACCAAGCCCCUGGUGAUAUACCGCUAUUUAGACUUAAUUUAGUG
Messenger RNA from Tricharina praecox, 1036 nucleotides. RefSeq names its product fungal chitosanase of glycosyl hydrolase group 75-domain-containing protein. The transcript has 3 exons. NCBI's taxonomy places the organism in Eukaryota, Fungi, Ascomycota, Pezizomycetes, Pezizales, Pyronemataceae. Bases 111 to 926 code for a protein of 271 amino acids. Gene Ontology annotation, molecular function: chitosanase activity. The record is from RefSeq and is a predicted model, not a curated record.